Gorilla gorilla gorilla (western lowland gorilla) is the source of this 12878-nucleotide messenger RNA. Its product is annotated as serine/arginine repetitive matrix protein 2. The coding region runs from base 272 to 12742 and encodes 4156 amino acids. Gene Ontology annotation, biological process: transmembrane transport. Gene Ontology annotation, cellular component: membrane. The transcript is spliced from 26 exons. Gene Ontology annotation, molecular function: ATP binding; ATP hydrolysis activity; ABC-type transporter activity. NCBI's taxonomy places the organism in Eukaryota, Metazoa, Chordata, Mammalia, Primates, Hominidae. The record is from RefSeq and is a predicted model, not a curated record.
CGCCGCCGCCGCCGCCGCCGCCGCCGCCAGCAGCCGGGCCCGAUCACCCGCCGCCCGAUCACCCGCCGCCGCCUGCGCCACCGGCAUGGCGUUCAGGGGCUUCUGCAGCGCCGAUGGCUCCGACCCGCUCUCGGACUGGAAUGUCACGUGGAAUACCAGCAACCCGGACUUCACCAAGUGCUUCCUCGUGUGGGUGCCUUGUUUUUACCUCUGGGCCUGUUUCCCCUUCUACUUCCUCUAUCUCUCCCGACAUGACUGAGGCUACAUUCAGAUGACACCUCUCAACAAAACCAAAACUGCCUUGGGAUUUUUGCUGUGGAUCGUGUGCUGGGCAGACCUCUUCUACUCUUUCUGGGAAAGAAGUCGGGGCAUAUUCCUGGCCCCAGUGUUUCUGGUCAGCCCAACUCUCUUGGGCAUCACCAUGCUGCUUGCUACCUUUUUAAUUCAGCUGGAGAGGAGGAAGGGAGUUCAGUCUUCAGGGAUCAUGCUCACUUUCUGGCUGGUAGCCCUAGUGUGUGCCCUCGCCAUCCUGAGAUCCAAAAUUAUGACAGCCUUAAAAGAGGAUGCCCAGGUGGACCUGUUUCGUGACAUCACUUUCUACGUCUACUUUUCCCUCUUACUCAUUCAGCUCGUCUUGUCCUGUUUCUCAGAUCGCUCACCCCUGUUCUCGGAAACCAUCCACGACCCUAAUCGCUGCCCAGAGUCCAGCGCUUCCUUCCUGUCGAGGAUCACCUUCUGGUGGAUCACAGAGUUGAUUGUCCGGGGCUACCGCCAGCCUCUGGAGGACAGUGACCUCUGGUCCUUAAACAAGGAGGACACGUCGGAACAAGUCGUGCCUGUUUUGGUAAAGAACUGGAAGAAGGAAUGCGCCAAGACUAGGAAGCAGCCGGUGAAGGUCGUGUACUCCUCCAAGGAUCCUGCCCAGCCGAAAGAGAGUUCCAAGGUGGAUGCGAAUGAGGAGGCGGAGGCUUUGAUUGUCAAGUCCCCACAGAAGGAGUGGAACCCCUCUCUGUUUAAGGUGUUAUACAAGACCUUUGGGCCCUACUUCCUCAUGAGCUUCUUCUUUAAGGCCAUCCACGACCUGAUGAUGUUUUCCGGGCCGCAGAUCUUAAAGUUGCUCAUCAAGUUCGUGAACGACACGAAGGCCCCAGACUGGCAGGGCUACUUCUACACCGUGCUGCUGUUUGUCACUGCCUGCCUGCAGACCCUCGUGCUGCACCAGUACUUCCACAUCUGCUUUGUCAGUGGCAUGAGGAUCAAGACCGCUGUCAUUGGGGCUGUCUAUCGGAAGGCCCUGGUGAUCACCAGUUCAGCCAGAAAAUCCUCCACGGUCGGGGAGAUUGUCAACCUCAUGUCUGUGGACGCUCAGAGGUUCGUGGACUUGGCCACAUACAUCAACAUGAUCUGGUCAGCCCCCCUGCAAGUCAUCCUUGCUCUCUACCUCCUGUGGCUGAACCUGGGCCCCUCCGUCCUGGCUGGAGUGGCGGUGAUGGUCCUCAUGGUGCCCGUCAAUGCUGUGAUGGCGAUGAAGACCAAGACGUAUCAGGUGGCCCACAUGAAGAGCAAAGACAAUCGGAUCAAGCUGAUGAACGAAAUUCUCAAUGGGAUCAAAGUGCUAAAGCUUUAUGCCUGGGAGCUGGCAUUCAAGGACAAGGUGCUGGCCAUCAGGCAGGAGGAGCUGAAGGUGCUGAAGAAGUCUGCCUACCUGUCAGCCGUGGGCACCUUCACCUGGGUCUGCACGCCCUUCCUGGUGGCCCUGUGCACGUUUGCCGUCUACGUGACCAUUGACGAGAACAACAUCCUGGAUGCCCAGACAGCCUUCGUGUCUUUGGCCUUGUUCAGCAUCCUCCGGUUUCCCCUGAACAUUCUUCCCAUGGUCAUCAGCAGCAUCGUGCAGGCGAGUGUCUCCCUGAAACGCCUGAGGAUCUUUCUCUCCCAUGAGGAGCUGGAACCUGACAGCAUCGAGCGACGGCCUGUCAAAGACGGCGGGGGCACGAACAGCAUCACCGUGAGGAAUGCCACAUUCACCUGGGCCAGGAGCGACCCACCCACACUGAAUGGCAUCACCUUCUCCAUCCCCGAAGGUGCUUUGGUGGCCGUGGUGGGCCAGGUGGGCUGCGGAAAGUCGUCCCUGCUCUCAGCCCUCUUGGCUGAGAUGGACAAAGUGGAGGGGCACGUGGCUAUCAAGGGCUCCGUGGCCUAUGUGCCACAGCAGGCCUGGAUUCAGAAUGAUUCUCUCCGAGAAAACAUCCUUUUUGGAUGUCAGCUGGAGGAACCAUAUUACAGGUCCGUGAUACAGGCCUGUGCCCUCCUCCCAGACCUGGAAAUCCUGCCCAGCGGGGAUCGGACAGAGAUUGGCGAGAAGGGCGUGAACCUGUCUGGGGGCCAGAAGCAGCGCGUGAGCCUGGCCCGGGCCGUGUACUCCAACGCUGACAUUUACGUCUUCGAUGAUCCCCUCUCAGCAGUGGAUGCCCAUGUGGGAAAACACAUCUUUGAAAAUGUGAUUGGCCCCAAGGGGAUGCUGAAGAACAAGACGCGAAUCUUGGUCACGCAGAGCAUGAGCUACUUGCCGCAGGUGGACGUCAUCAUCGUCAUGAGUGGCGGCAAGAUCUCUGAGAUGGGCUCCUACCAGGAGCUGCUGGCCCGAGACGGCGCCUUCGCCGAGUUCCUGCGUACCUAUGCCAGCACAGAGCAGGAGCAGGACGCAGAGGAGAACGUGACCUUGAGGAACCCUGGGAGCUCAGGAAGGAAGGAGCGCCCAGAAGCAGGGACAGGGAGCUGGUUGGGGAGGACCAGAAAUCAGGUUAUCAAUACUCUGGCUGACCAUCAUCAUCGUGGGACUGACUUUGGUGGAAGUCCUUGGUUAGAUAUCAUUAUUGAAUUUCCGAGAAGUUAUAAAGUUGUCAUUAUCCUCUGGACAGUUUACCUUUGGUUGUCUUUCCUGAAGACUAUCUUCCAGUCUGAAAAGGGACAUGAUGGAUCCACAGAUGUACAGCAGAGAGCCUGGAGGUCCAACCGCCGUAGACAGGAAGGGCUGAGGUCCAUUUGUAUGCACACAAAGAAAAGAGUUUCUUCCUUUCCAGGAAAUAAAAUUGGCCGGAAAGACGUCAUUACUCUAUGGAGACAUGUGAAAACAAAAGUUACGCCUAAAAUCCGUAAGAUGAAGGUGACAGCGAAAAUCAACCAUCAUGACAAAAUCAGUGGAAAGAGGAAGACCGCCAAAAAACAGAAAAUGUUUCAACGUGCGCAAGAGUUGCGGCGGCGGGCAGAGGACUACCACAAACGCAAAAUCCCCCCUUCUGCAAGAAAGCCUCUUUGCAACUGGGUCAGAAUGGCGGCAGCGGAGCAUCGUCAUUCUUCAGGAUUGCCCCACUGGCCCUACCUCACAGCUGAAACUUUAAAAAACAGGAUGGGCCACCAGCCACCUCCUCCAACUCAACAACAUUCUAUAACUGAUAACUCCCUGAGCCUCAAGACACGUGCCGAAUGUCUGGUCUAUCCCCUUCCACCCUCAGCGGAUGAUAAUCUCACGACGCCUCCCGAGUGUUUCCUCACUCCUCUUCCACCCUCAGCUCCACCCUCAGCGGAUGAUAAUCUCAAGACACCUCCCUUAGCUACUCAGGAGGCUGAGGCAGAAAAACCACCCAAACCCGAGAGAGAGAGGGCCGCUGACGUGGAACCACCACCGAAACCCGAGAGGCGGAGGGCCGCUGACGUGCAACCAUCACGGAAACCCGAGAGGCAGAGGACCACUGACGUGCAACCAUCACGGAAACCCGAGAGGCGGAGGGCCGCAGUGGAUAAGACACCUGCCGAGUUUCUGGUCUAUCCCCUUCCACCCUCAGCGGAUGAUAAUCUCGAAACGCCUCUCGAGUGUCUCCUCGCUCCUCUUCCACCCUCACGUCUAUCCCCAGCUCCACCCUCAGCGGAUGAUAAGACACCUGCCGAGUUUCUGGUCUAUCCCCUUCCACCCUCAGCGGAUGAUAAUCUCGAAACGCCUCUCGAGUGUCUCCUCACUCCUCUUCCACCCUCACCUCCACCCUCAGCUCCACCCUCAGCAGAUGAUAAUCUCAAGACACCUCCCUUAGCUACUCAGGAGGCUGAGGCAGAAAAACCACCCAAACCCGAGAGACAGAGGGCCGCUGAUGUGGAACCACCACCGAAACCCGAGAGGCGGAGGGCCGCUGACGUGCAACCAUCACGGAAACCCGAGAGGCGGAGGGCGGCUGACGUGCAACCAUCACGGAAACCCGAGAGGCGGAGGACCACUGACGUGCAACCAUCACGGAAACCCGAGAGGCGGAGGGCCGCAGUGGAUAAGACACCUGCCGAGUUUCUGGUCUAUCCCCUUCCACCCUCAGCGGAUGAUAAUCUCGAAAUGCCUCUCGAGUGUCUCCUCACUCCUCUUCCACCCUCACCUCCACCCUCAGCUCCACCCUCAGCGGAUGAUAAUCUCAAGACACCUCCCUUAGCUACUCAGGAGGCUGAGGCAGAAAAACCACCCAAACCCGAGAGACAGAGGGCCGCUGACGUGGAACCACCACCGAAACCCGAGAGGCGGAGGGCCGCUGACGUGCAACCAUCACGGAAACCCGAGAGGCGGAGGGCCGCAGUGGAUAAGACACCUGCCGAGUUUCUGGUCUAUCCCCUUCCACCCUCAGCGGAUGAUAAUCUCGAAAUGCCUCUCGAGUGUCUCCUCACUCCUCUUCCACCCUCACCUCCACCCUCAGCGGAUGAUAAUCUCAAGACACCUCCCUUAGCUACUCAGGAGGCUGAGGCAGAAAAACCACCCAAACCCGAGAGACAGAGGGCCGCUGACGUGGAACCACCACCGAAACCCGAGAGGCGGAGGGCCGCUGACGUGCAACCAUCAUGGAAACCCGAGAGGCGGAGGACCACUGACGUGCAACCAUCACGGAAACCCGAGAGGCGGAGGGCCGCAGUGGAUAAGACACCUGCCGAGUUUCUGGUCUAUCCCCUUCCACCCUCAGCGGAUGAUAAUCUCGAAAUGCCUCUCGAGUGUCUCCUCACUCCUCUUCCACCCUCACCUCCACCCUCAGCUCCACCCUCAGCGGAUGAUAAUCUCAAGACACCUCCCUUAGCUACUCAGGAGGCUGAGGCAGAAAAACCACCCAAACCCGAGAGACAGAGGGCCGCUGACGUGGAACCACCACCGAAACCCGAGAGGCGGAGGGCCGCUGACGUGCAACCAUCACGGAAACCCGAGAGGCGGAGGGCCGCAGUGGAUAAGACACCUGCCGAGUUUCUGGUCUAUCCCCUUCCACCCUCAGCGGAUGAUAAUCUCGAAAUGCCUCUCGAGUGUCUCCUCACUCCUCUUCCACCCUCACCUCCACCCUCAGCGGAUGAUAAUCUCAAGACACCUCCCUUAGCUACUCAGGAGGCUGAGGCAGAAAAACCACCCAAACCCGAGAGACAGAGGGCCGCUGACGUGGAACCACCACCGAAACCCGAGAGGCGGAGGGCCGCUGACGUGCAACCAUCAUGGAAACCCGAGAGGCGGAGGACCACUGACGUGCAACCAUCACGGAAACCCGAGAGGCGGAGGGCCGCAGUGGAUAAGACACCUGCCGAGUUUCUGGUCUAUCCCCUUCCACCCUCAGCGGAUGAUAAUCUCGAAAUGCCUCUCGAGUGUCUCCUCACUCCUCUUCCACCCUCACCUCCACCCUCAGCUCCACCCUCAGCGGAUGAUAAUCUCAAGACACCUCCCUUAGCUACUCAGGAGGCUGAGGCAGAAAAACCACCCAAACCCGAGAAACAGAGGGCCGCUGACGUGGAACCACCACCGAAACCCGAGAGGCGGAGGGCCGCUGACGUGCAACCAUCACGGAAACCCGAGAGGCGGAGGGCCGCUGACGUGCAACCAUCACGGAAACCCGAGAGGUGGAGGACCACUGACGUGCAACCAUCACGGAAACCCGAGAGGCGGAGGGCCGCAGUGGAUAAGACACCUGCCGAGUUUCUGGUCUAUCCCCUUCCACCCUCAGCGGAUGAUAAUCUCGAAAUGCCUCUCGAGUGUCUCCUCACUCCUCUUCCACCCUCACCUCCACCCUCAGCUCCACCCUCAGCGGAUGAUAAUCUCAAGACACCUCCCUUAGCUACUCAGGAGGCUGAGGCAGAAAAACCACCCAAACCCGAGAGACAGAGGGCCGCUGACGUGGAACCACCACCGAAACCCGAGAGGCGGAGGGCCGCUGACGUGCAACCAUCACGGAAACCCGAGAGGCGGAGGGCCGCAGUGGAUAAGACACCUGCCGAGUUUCUGGUCUAUCCCCUUCCACCCUCAGCGGAUGAUAAUCUCGAAAUGCCUCUCGAGUGUCUCCUCACUCCUCUUCCACCCUCACCUCCACCCUCAGCGGAUGAUAAUCUCAAGACACCUCCCUUAGCUACUCAGGAGGCUGAGGCAGAAAAACCACCCAAACCCGAGAGACAGAGGGCCGCUGACGUGGAACCACCACCGAAACCCGAGAGGCGGAGGGCCGCUGACGUGCAACCAUCAUGGAAACCCGAGAGGCGGAGGACCACUGACGUGCAACCAUCACGGAAACCCGAGAGGCGGAGGGCCGCAGUGGAUAAGACACCUGCCGAGUUUCUGGUCUAUCCCCUUCCACCCUCAGCGGAUGAUAAUCUCGAAAUGCCUCUCGAGUGUCUCCUCACUCCUCUUCCACCCUCACCUCCACCCUCAGCUCCACCCUCAGCGGAUGAUAAUCUCAAGACACCUCCCUUAGCUACUCAGGAGGCUGAGGCAGAAAAACCACCCAAACCCGAGAGACAGAGGGCCGCUGACGUGGAACCACCACCGAAACCCGAGAGGCGGAGGGCCGCUGACGUGCAACCAUCACGGAAACCCGAGAGGCGGAGGGCCGCUGACGUGCAACCAUCAUGGAAACCCGAGAGGCGGAGGACCACUGACGUGCAACCAUCACGGAAACCCGAGAGGCGGAGGGCCGCAGUGGAUAAGACACCUGCCGAGUUUCUGGUCUAUCCACUUCCACCCUCAGCGGAUGAUAAUCUCGAAACGCCUCUCGAGUGUCUCCUCGCUCCUCUUCCACCCUCACGUCUAUCCCCAGCUCCACCCUCAGCGGAUGAUAAGACACCUGCCGAGUUUCUGGUCUAUCCCCUUCCACCCUCAGCGGAUGAUAAUCUCGAAACGCCUCUCGAGUGUCUCCUCACUCCUCUUCCACCCUCACCUCCACCCUCAGCUCCACCCUCAGCGGAUGAUAAUCUCAAGACACCUCCCUUAGCUACUCAGGAGGCUGAGGCAGAAAAACCACCCAAACCCGAGAGACAGAGGGCCGCUGACGUGGAACCACCACCGAAACCCGAGAGGCGGAGGGCCGCUGACGUGCAACCAUCACGGAAACCCGAGAGGCGGAGGGCCGCUGACGUGCAACCAUCAUGGCAACCCGAGAGGCGGAGGACCACUGACGUGCAACCAUCACGGAAACCCGAGAGGCGGAGGGCCGCAGUGGAUAAGACACCUGCCGAGUUUCUGGUCUAUCCACUUCCACCCUCAGCGGAUGAUAAUCUCGAAACGCCUCUCGAGUGUCUCCUCGCUCCUCUUCCACCCUCACGUCUAUCCCCAGCUCCACCCUCAGCGGAUGAUAAGACACCUGCCGAGUUUCUGGUCUAUCCCCUUCCACCCUCAGCGGAUGAUAAUCUCGAAACGCCUCUCGAGUGUCUCCUCACUCCUCUUCCACCCUCACCUCCACCCUCAGCUCCACCCUCAGCGGAUGAUAAUCUCAAGACACCUCCCUUAGCUACUCAGGAGGCUGAGGCAGAAAAACCACCCAAACCCGAGAGACAGAGGGCCGCUGACGUGGAACCACCACCGAAACCCGAGAGGCGGAGGGCCGCUGACGUGCAACCAUCACGGAAACCCGAGAGGCGGAGGGCCGCUGACGUGCAACCAUCAUGGAAACCCGAGAGGCGGAGGACCACUGACGUGCAACCAUCACGGAAACCCGAGAGGCGGAGGGCCGCAGUGGAUAAGACACCUGCCGAGUUUCUGGUCUAUCCACUUCCACCCUCAGCGGAUGAUAAUCUCGAAACGCCUCUCGAGUGUCUCCUCGCUCCUCUUCCACCCUCACGUCUAUCCCCAGCUCCACCCUCAGCGGAUGAUAAGACACCUGCCGAGUUUCUGGUCUAUCCCCUUCCACCCUCAGCGGAUGAUAAUCUCGAAACGCCUCUCGAGUGUCUCCUCACUCCUCUUCCACCCUCACCUCCACCCUCAGCUCCACCCUCAGCGGAUGAUAAUCUCAAGACACCUCCCUUAGCUACUCAGGAGGCUGAGGCAGAAAAACCACCCAAACCCGAGAGACAGAGGGCCGCUGACGUGGAACCACCACCGAAACCCGAGAGGCGGAGGGCCACUGACGUGCAACCAUCACGGAAACCCGAGAGGCGGAGGACCGCUGACGUGCAACCAUCAUGGAAACCCGAGAGGCGGAGGACCACUGACGUGCAACCAUCACGGAAACCCGAGAGGCGGAGGGCCGCAGUGGAUAAGACACCUGCCGAGUUUCUGGUCUAUCCCCUUCCACCCUCAGCGGAUGAUAAUCUCGAAACGCCUCUCGAGUGUCUCCUCACUCCUCUUCCACCCUCACCUCCAUCCUCAGCUCCACCCUCAGCGGAUGAUAAUCUCAAGACACCUCCCUUAGCUACUCAGGAGGCUGAGGCAGGAAAACCACCCAAACCCGAGAGAGAGAGGGCCGCUGACGUGGAACCACCACCGAAACCCGAGAGGCGGAGGGCCGCUGACGUGCAACCAGCACUGAAACCCGAGAGGCGGAGGGCCGCUGACGUGCAACCAUCACGGAAACCCGAGAGGCGGAGGGCCGCAGUGGAUAAGACACCUGCCGAGUUUCUGGUCUAUCCUCUUCCACCCUCAGCGGAUGAUAAUCUCAAAAUGCCUCUCGAGUGUCUCCUUACUCCUCUUCCACCCUCACCUCCAUCCUCAGCUCCACCCUCAGCGGAUGAUAAUCUCAAGACACCUCCCUUAGCUACUCAGGAGGCUGAGGCAGAAAAACCACCGAAACCCGAGAGGCGGAGCGCCGCUGACGCGCAGCCGUCGCUGAAACCCGAGAGGCGGAGCGCCGCUGACGUGCAGCCGUCGCCGAAACCUGAGAGGCGGAGGGCCGCUGACCUGGAAUCACCACCGAAACCCGAGAGGCGGAGGGCCGCUGACCUGGAAUCACCACCGAAACCUGAGAGGCGGAGGGCCGCUGACACGCAACCAUCACCGAAACCCGAGAGGCGGAGGGCCGCUGACCUGGAAUCACCACCGAAACCCGAGAGGCGGAGCGCCGCUGACCUGGAAUCACCACCGAAACCCGAGAGGCGGAGGGCCGCUGACGUGCAACCAUCACUGAAACCCGAGAGGCGGAGCGCCGCUGACGCGCAGCCGUCGCCGAAACCUGAGAGGCGGAGGGCCACUGACCUGGAAUCACCACCGAAACUCGAGAGGCGGAGCGCCGCUGACGCGCAGCCGUCGCCGAAACCUGACAGGCGGAGGGCCACUGACGUGGAAUCACCACCGAAACUCGAGAGGCGGAGCGCCGCUGACGCGCAACCAUCACCGAAACCCGAGAGGCGGAGCGCCGCUGAUGCGCAGCCGUCGCCGAAACCUGAGAGGCGGAGGGCCGCUGACCUGGAAUCACCACCAAAACCCGAGAGGCGGAGGGCCGCUGACCUGGAAUCACCACCGAAACCCGAGAGGCGGAGGGCCGCUGACGCGCAACCAUCACCGAAACCUGAGAGGCGGAGGGCCGCUGACGCGCAACCAUCACCGAAACCCGAGAGGCGGAGCGCCGCUGACACGCAGCCAUCACCAAAACCUGAGAGGCGGAGGGCCGCUGACGCGCAGCCAUCACCGAAACCCGAGAGGCGGAGCGCCGCUGACGCGCAGCCAUCACCGAAACCCGAGAGGCGGAGCGCCGCUGACGCGGAACCAUCAUCACCCGAACCCAAGAGGCGGAGGGUCGCUGACGAACCGCCAUGCAAACCCCCACGCAAACCCAAGAGGCGGAGGGCCGCUGACAGGGAACGGCCACGCAAACCCCCACGCAAACCCAAGAGGUGGAGCGCCGCUGAGGCGCAGCCGUCGCCGAAACCUGAGAGGCGGAGCGCCACUGACACGGAACCUCCACGCAAGCCCAAGAGGCGGAGGGCCGCUGACCGGAAACCAUCAUCACCCGAACCCAAGAGGCGGAGGGUCGCUGACGUGGAACCGCCACACAAACCCAAGAGGCGCAGGGUCGCUGACGUGAGACGGCCACGCAAACCCCCACGCAAACCCAAGAGGUGGAGCGCCGCUAAGGCGCAGCCGUCGCCGAAACCCGAGGGGCGGAGCGCCGCUGAGGCGCAGCCGUCGCCGAAACCCGAGGGGCGGAGCGCCGCUGACGCGCAGCCGUCGCCGAAACCCGAGGGGCGGAGCGCCGCUGACGCGCAGCCGUCGCCGAAACCCGAGGGGCGGAGCGCCGCUGAGGCGCAGCCGUCGCCGAAACCCGAGGGGCGGAGCGCCGCUGACGCGCAGCCGUCGCCGAAACCCGAGGGGCGGAGCGCCGCUGACGCGCAGCCGUCGCCGAAACCCGAGGGGCGGAGCGCCGCUGACGCGCAGCCGUCGCCGAAACCCGAGGGGCGGAGCGCCGCUGACGCGCAGGCGUCGCCGAAACCCGAGAGGCGGAGCGCCGCUGACCUGGAAUCACCACCGCAACCCGAGAGGCGGAGCACCGCUGACGCGCAAGCAUCACCGAAAUCCGAGAGGCGGAGCGCCGCUGAGGCGCAGCCGUCGCCGAAACCCGAGAGGCGGAGCGCCGCUGACACGCAGCCAUCACUGAAACCUGAGAGGCGGAGCGUCGCUGACACGCAGCCAUCACCGAAACCCGAGAGGCGGAGCGUCGCUGACACGCAGCCAUCACCGAAACCUGAGAGGCGGAGCGUCGCUGACACGCAGCCAUCACCGAAACCCGAGAGGCGGAGCGUCGCUGACCUGGAAUCACCACCGAAACCCGAGAGGCGGAGCGCCGCUGAGGCGCAGCCGUCGCCGAAACCCGAGAGGCGGAGCGCCGCUGACACGCAGCCAUCACCGAAACCUGAGAGGCGGAGCGUCGCUGACACGCAGCCAUCACCGAAACCUGAGAGGCGGAGCGUCGCUGACCUGGAAUCACCACCGAAACCCGAGAGGCGGAGCGCCGCUGACCUGGAAUCACCACCGAAACCCGAGAGGCGGAGCGCCGCUGAGGCGCAGCCGUCGCCGAAACCCGAGAGGCGGAGCGCCGCUGACACGCAGUCAUCAUCGAAACCCGAGAGGCGGAGCGUCGCUGACACGCAGCCAUCACCGAAACCCGAGAGGCGGAGCGCCGCUGACACGCAGCCAUCACCGAAACCUGAGAGGCGGAGCGUCGCUGACACGCAGCCAUCACCGAAACCUGAGAGGCGGAGCGUCGCUGACCUGGAAUCACCACCGAAACCCGAGAGGCGGAGCGCCGCUGACCUGGAAUCACCACCGAAACCCGAGAGGCGGAGCGCCGCUGAGGCGCAGCCGUCGCCGAAACCCGAGAGGCGGAGCGCCGCUGACACGCAGUCAUCAUCGAAACCCGAGAGGCGGAGCGUCGCUGACACGCAGCCAUCACCGAAACCCGAGAGGCGGAGCGCCGCUGACACGCAGCCAUCACCGAAACCUGAGAGGCGGAGCGUCGCUGACACGCAGCCAUCACCGAAACCUGAGAGGCGGAGCGUCGCUGACACGCAGCCAUCACUGAAACCCGAGAGGCGGAGCGUCGCUGACCUGGAAUCACCACCGAAACCCGAGAGGCGGAGCGCCGCUGAGGCGCAGCCGUCGCCGAAACCCGAGAGGCGGAGCGCCGCUGACACGCAGCCAUCACCGAAACCUGAGAGGCGGAGCGUCGCUGACACGCAGCCAUCACCGAAACCUGAGAGGCGGAGCGUCGCUGACCUGGAAUCACCACCGAAACCCGAGAGGCGGAGCGCCGCUGAGGCGCAGCUGUCGCCGAAACCCGAGAGGCGGAGCGCCGCUGACUCGCAGCCGUCGCCGAAACCCAAGAGGCGGAGCGCCGCUGACACGCAGCCAUCAUCGAAACCCGAGAGGCGGAGCGCCGCUGACGCGCAGCUGUCGCCGAAACCCGAGAGGCAGAGCGCCGCUGAUGCGCAGCCGUCGCCGAAACCCGAGAGGCGGAGCGCCGCUGCUGACACGCAGCCGUCGCCGAAACCCGAGAGGCGGAGCGCCGCUGACGCGCAGCCGUCGCCGAAACCCGAGAGGCGGAGUGCCGCUGAACUGGAAUCACCACCGGAACCCGAGAGGCGGAGCGCCGCUGACGCGCAGCCGUCGCCGAAACCCGAGAGGCGGAGCGCCGCUGACGCGCAGCCGUCGCCGAAACCCGAGAGGCGGAGCGCCGCUGAUGCGCAGCCGUCGCCGAAACCCGAGAGGCGGAGCGCCGCUGACGCGGAACCGCCUCGCAAACGCAAGAGGCGGAGGGCAGCGGACAUUGAACUAUCAUCACCCGAACCCAAGAGGCGGAGGAUCGGUGACGUGGAACGGCCACGCAAACCCAAGAGGCCGAGGGCCGCCGACGUGGAACCAUCAUUACCCGAACCCAAGAGGCGGAGGGUCGGUGACGUGGAACUGCCACGCAAACGCAAGAGGCCGCAGGCCGCCGACGUGGAACCAUCAUUACCCGAACCCAAGAGGCGGAGGUUGAAUUAGGUGAGAACAGGCCAUUGCACUCAAGCCUGAGCAAUAAGAAUAAAACUGAGUAGAACAAAAUAAAAAAAUCAAAAAACAAAACAAAACCCACACUCCAAAAACAAAGAAUAAAUAAAUAAUAUAAAAAUAAAAUAAA